Molecule: messenger RNA, 736 nt
Organism: Ipomoea triloba (trilobed morning glory)
Lineage: Eukaryota; Viridiplantae; Streptophyta; Magnoliopsida; Solanales; Convolvulaceae
Product: heavy metal-associated isoprenylated plant protein 16-like
Exons: 3
Coding region: 106-462 (118 amino acids)
Molecular function (GO): metal ion binding
Source: RefSeq, a predicted model, not a curated record
CCCAUUCAUCUUCAUUAUCAUAUAUACAUCACUACUUUACAUAACAAACUAAACCAAACACAGAAUCAUCGAACAGUAGGCAACAAACACUGUUCCAUUCCCAAUAUGAAGCAGAAAAUAGUGGUCAGAAUCCCCAACCUAAAUGCCGAGAAGAUCCGCGCCAAAGCUAUGAAAAUAGUCGCGAAACUAGAAGGCGUGGGAUCAAUCACGGUGCAAGGUGAAAGCAUGGAGGAGAUAAUGGUGAUCGGAGAAGUCGAUGCGGUUGAGAUGACAAAUCGGUUGAGGAAGAAGCUGGGUUCGGCUGAGCUGAUCAGUGUGGAUAAAGUAGUCAGUGAGGAGACGAGUACGGCGGAUAAUAAUAGCAGCAGUAGUGUCGUAGAAGAAGUGCCGCAGCCGGAGUGGUUUUCGCCGUAUUACAGUUCCUAUUAUCCACAAUACUUGCCGUGCUAUUCAUUGUAUUGAUCAAUCUCAGUUACACCAAUAUAUAUGCAUGGGCAUGGUGAGGGCGAUACCUGGUUUGCAUAUGGACAGUUAUAAAGAGGUUUUUUCAAGAUUUUUUUUUGUUUUCUAGUUUAAUUUGCACUUCUUUUGUAUUGGCCAUGGAGAGUAUGUAUUCUUGAUUUCUAUUAAAAAAAAAAAAAAAAGGAAUGGGUGAUAACUGAUAAUCAUAAAAAUGUAAACUAUUUUUUAUUAUAGUCAUCAAAAGAAUUUGAAUUGAAGUUAUUAGUCUCUUUCA